This is a messenger RNA of Eleginops maclovinus (Patagonian blennie), 2323 nucleotides long. It is a transcript of the gene znf710a, whose product is annotated as zinc finger protein 710a. The record is from RefSeq and is a predicted model, not a curated record. The transcript has 5 exons. NCBI's taxonomy places the organism in Eukaryota, Metazoa, Chordata, Actinopteri, Perciformes, Eleginopidae. Gene Ontology annotation, biological process: regulation of transcription by RNA polymerase II. Bases 165 to 2276 code for a protein of 703 amino acids. Gene Ontology annotation, molecular function: DNA-binding transcription factor activity; RNA polymerase II cis-regulatory region sequence-specific DNA binding.
AGCCAGACAGGUUGUAGCACAAUUUCUUCCUCAUAGUUUAACUGUUCCGCUUUUAGUUGGGUAAACAAGUGCAUGUGUGUCUGAAACACUUCCGAACCAUACAAUUAUGUUAGCGAGUCUUAUGCAUCGGUCUGGAAUAUGGAGUGAGCUCGAAGCUCAAUCGAAUGUCUGUUAUGGAUAUGAGACAGCCUGGCGGCAUAUAUCAUCUUGUUAACGAAGCCCGGUGUGGCAGGCAUAUGAAGUCGGCUACGGAGGAGGAGAGUAGUCGCUUGGUGCGGACCUACCCUAAGAUGACUGAGGGCCACAUGGAUGUGGGCACGCAGACGGAGCCUGUGGUGGUGCUAUCUCUGGCUCAGGCAGCCGUUCUGGGCCUCAUCUCCCAGAAUGAAAUCUUUGGGGCCACUAUUGCUCCUAAUGGCUUUUACACAGGGGAGCCCAGAGAGUGUCCCCCUCCUCAACCUGAGACAAUGGAGUACGAGUACGCAGAUCAGCUAAUAGGGGCCAACGGGGACUACCUGGCUGAGCCUGCUGGGGAGAGGGAGCCCCAGCCGCACUACAGUGAGAGAAGACGGCCCGGGCCCCGUGGGAGGACCAAGAGGCCCAGGAGUGAGGAGGGUCACCCACACAAAGUAGCAAGUCCACAGGCUCAGGUUAAAGGUGAACGGCUUGACUCUGACACCCAUCCUUCCUGUAUUCACAUGAACAGCAGGCAAAGUCCUGGCAAUUCUGAGGAACCAGUCACCCAACAAGCUUCUUUAAAACAGGAGCAAGCCUGCGGAGACUGUCGGUCAUGUGUAAGAGAUACACCCAGGCCACAAACAGAAGAACGGCCAGAACAGGAAGAAGAAGAAGAAGAAAACACUGGUAGAGAAAGAGAGAGGAAGGAAGAGGAGUUGGUGGUGGAGGAAGAGGAAGAAGAGGCACUUAACCUCAAGACUAGUGGUGACACUGGCAGUCCUGUAGAGGGACGCUAUUAUGAGUCCAAUGAGGUGGCAUACGAGUCCGCGGACAUGGCCCUUCCAGGAGAGUAUGAGGACAACGGCCAGGCCAUGCUGUGGUCCGACCCAGAGGGCCUCGCCAGGCGAAUGCAGAUCGACCGGCUGGACAUCAACGUGCAAAUCGAUGAGUCUUACUGCGUAGAUGUGGGAGAGGGUCUGAAACGCUGGAAGUGCCGCAUGUGUGAGAAGUCUUACACAUCCAAAUAUAACCUAGUCACUCAUAUUCUUGGCCAUAAUGGAAUAAAGCCCCAUGAAUGUCUACACUGUGGAAAGCUCUUCAAACAGCCGAGCCACCUCCAGACUCACCUGCUCACCCACCAGGGGACCAGACCUCACAAGUGCACAGUUUGUGAGAAGGCCUUCACACAGACCAGCCACCUGAAGAGGCACAUGCUUCAGCAUUCUGAUGUAAAGCCCUACAGCUGCCGCUUUUGUGGCCGAGGCUUCGCUUACCCCAGCGAGCUGAGGACCCACGAGAACAAACACGAGAACGGUCAGUGCCAUGUUUGCACCCAGUGUGGUCUCGAGUUUCCCACCUACGCGCACCUGAAGCGCCACCUUGCCAGCCACCAGGGCCCCACCACGUACCAGUGCACCGAGUGCAACAAGUCCUUCGCUUACCGCAGCCAGCUGCAGAACCACUUGAUGAAGCACCAGAACGUUCGACCCUACGUUUGCCCCGAGUGCGGCAUGGAGUUUGUCCAGAUCCACCAUCUCCGACAACACGCUCUCACUCACAAGGGUAUGAAAGAAUUCAAGUGUGAAGUCUGCUCUCGAGAGUUCACACUGUCUGCCAACCUAAAGAGACACAUGUUGAUCCAUGCCAGUGUCAGGCCCUUCCAGUGUCACGUCUGCUUCAAGACUUUUGUCCAGAAGCAGACCCUAAAAACGCACAUGAUCGUCCACCUGCCAGUCAAGCCUUUUAAAUGCAAGGUGUGCGGAAAGUCUUUCAACAGAAUGUACAACCUCCUCGGCCACAUGCACCUUCACGCUGGCAGCAAGCCCUUCAAGUGCCCUUACUGCACCAGCAAGUUCAACCUGAAGGGCAACCUCAGCCGACACAUGAAGGUCAAACACGGCAUCAUGGACACUUCAAUAGACAGCCAUGAGCCCCCACAAGAAGUAGAAAGCCAGGAGGACUACGAAGAGGAGAGCUUUGAAUUCAGCGAGCGAGAAAACAGAGCUAACAACAACAACACACCAGACAUUGCCAAACUAUCUCAAAUUGAGUACUACAGCACCUAUGGGAAGGGUGCAGGGCGUUUCAGCUCUGCAUGAAUAAUUGAAAUGACCCCAAAUUAAAUAUAAGUGUGAACUCAUGAAAA